Molecule: messenger RNA, 1374 nt
Organism: Erigeron canadensis
Lineage: Eukaryota; Viridiplantae; Streptophyta; Magnoliopsida; Asterales; Asteraceae
Product: UDP-glycosyltransferase 89B2-like
Exons: 1
Coding region: 1-1374 (457 amino acids)
Molecular function (GO): UDP-glycosyltransferase activity
Source: RefSeq, a predicted model, not a curated record
AUGACACAAUCAACAAAAAACACACAUCUAUUAGUCUACCCGUUCUCUGGCUCGGGCCAUAUCAUCCCAUUACUCGACCUCACUCACCUCCUCCUCGACCGCGGCUUGACCAUCACGAUAGUCGUCAUCACGGCUAACCUCUCCCUUAUCGAACCUCUCGUUUCGUCGUACCCCACGUCACUACACAAACUUCUUUUCCCUGAACCCGAAAUAAGCCCAGCCCCUCAUCCCCUUAUUGGCAAAGUUAUUUCCUCACAAAAACUUUUUCAGCCCAUUGUUAAAUGGUUUGAAACUCACCCUUCUCCACCGGUAGCCAUUGUUUCGGAUUUCUUUCUUGGGUGGACUAAUGAACUUGCAAACCAUUUAGGUAUUCGACGUAUAGUUUUUUCGCCUUCUGGUGCUCUUGGUUCUUCCAUUUUUCAUGCAUUAUGGCGGGACGUGGGUGAGAUUAAUGCUAGAAAUGACAAUGGAGAUGAAAAUUUUGUGGUUUCUUUUACGGAAAUCCCCAAUGUACCCGAAUUGAAGUGGUGGCAGCUGUCACUAUCGCAUUUUUAUAAAAAGGGAGAUCCGGAUAUGGAAUCUUUUAGGGAUGGAAUGAUGGCUAAUAUGAAAAGUUGGGGAAUUAUAUAUAACACAUUUGAAGAGAUGGAAGGUGUUUAUAUUGAUCAUAUCCAGAAACAAGUGGGCCAUGAUCGGGUUUGGGCCAUAGGCCCAUUACUUCCUGAUGAACAUGGCCCAUUGGUUAGCACUGGACGUGGUGGGUCCAGUGCAGUGUCACCUGAUGACCUUUUCAGGUGGUUGGACAGGAAGUCAGAUGACUCUGUCGUGUAUAUAUGCUUUGGGAGCCGAUUUACAUUAAGUGAGAAGCAAAUGAGUUCAUUAGCAAGUGCACUCGAGCUUAGUAAAGUUAACUUUAUUUUGUGUGUGAAGGCAAGUGAUUCGAGCUUUAUCCCAAGUGGGUUUAUAGAUCGGGUUGGUGAUCGUGGGUUUAUAGUCAAAGGUUGGGCCCCGCAGUUGGCGAUUUUAAGAAAUCGAGCCGUAGGGUCCUUUGUGACUCAUUGUGGAUGGAACUCGACUUUGGAAGGAGUUGCGGCAGGUGUAAUGAUGAUGACAUGGUCAAUGGGUGCUGACCAGUACGCAAAUGCUAAGCUAUUGGUUGACCAGCUGGGUGUUGGGUUAAGGGUUUGUGAAGGUGGACCUGAGAGCGUUCCUGACCCAGGCAAGUUGGCUCAGUUGUUGGAUGAGUCAUCAAGUGUUGAUAGACCCGAGCGAGUUAAAGUUAAGGAGCUAAGCCAAGCAGCGACUAAGGCGGUCAAAGACGGAACAUCUAGAAGGGAUUUGGACAUGUUCACCAGGCUUCUAUCUGAGCUAUAA